Messenger RNA from Vigna radiata var. radiata (mung bean), 1520 nucleotides. Its product is annotated as acid phosphatase 1. NCBI's taxonomy places the organism in Eukaryota, Viridiplantae, Streptophyta, Magnoliopsida, Fabales, Fabaceae. The record is from RefSeq and is a predicted model, not a curated record. The transcript is spliced from 3 exons. Gene Ontology annotation, molecular function: acid phosphatase activity. The coding region runs from base 578 to 1402 and encodes 274 amino acids.
UCAGUUUAUGUAUUUAGUAACUUUGGUGAGGAAGAUACGGUUCUUGCAAAGUUCCUUAUCUCAAACUGAGGAUUGACAUCUAAACCAAUAUGAUUAGCAAACGCAACCAAUAAAGUGGAAGGAAAUAAUAAGGCUCACAUGCAGGACAUUCAAUGCAGUGCUAUUGGAGUUAAUGCUAGUAAUUAUGAAUCACUAAAAUAGUUGUCAAUUUUCCAACGGCACAAAGUACCACUUCUGAGUCCUGACCACAAACUUUGCAUUACUAUGCAAUCCAAAAUACUACUUCUACUUUUGUAUUUUACAUUUGCCAGUAAAGUUAUAGGCAAAGGAUGAUUUUUCUCUACAAUUUCACAUACCCUUAAAAAGGACAUGUAUAUUAAACUAUAAUGUUGAACAAUUCACACUGUCUUUAUGUAAAUUUUACAUCAUCUGUCAAAUUUCUACACACAAAAUCAAAAGGUGUUUUAAUGUGUUGGACAAGAAUAUCACCUACACUCCAUUUCACGCCUAUAUGUAUUUUCUUUACUCAGUUUCCUUUUCAUAGAUUCUUCCAUUCCUCUCUGUCUCUUGUGUGCAAAUGGCCAAGUGUCUGGCGCUCUCUCUGAUCACAUUAGGCCUCUUCAUUGGGUUGUUGAGUCCACAAUGGAACAUACUGAACCUAGGAUGGGGAAAAAGGGUUGAGGAAGUGAAUCCGGAAUGGAACAUACUGAACCGAAUAUUGAGAGAGAAAGUGGUUGGAGACAACUUGAAGAGCUACUGUGAGAGUUGGAGGAUCAAUGUUGAACUAAACAACAUUAGAGGGUUCAGUGUUGUGCCUCAAGAAUGUGUGGAGCACGUGAAGAAGUACAUGACUUCAUCUCAGUACAAAGCUGACUCUAGGAGGGCAGUGGAGGAGAUUAGGCUCUAUCUCAGUGGGUUCUGCACUUUGAAAGGUGAUGGCAAAGAUUCCUGGAUUUUUGAUAUUGAUGAGACCCUUUUGUCCACAAUUCCUUAUUAUAAGAAGCAUGGUUUUGGGGGAGAAAAGUUGAAUUUAACAUCUUUGGAAGCAUGGAUGAAGCAAAGCAAGGCACCAGCUCUUGAUCACACAUUGGAGCUCUUUCAUGAAAUAAAGAACAGAGGCUUCAAAAUCUUUCUGGUUUCUUCAAGAAAGGAAAGCCUUAGAUCUGCCACAGUAGACAACCUAGUCAAUGUUGGGUACCAUGGUUGGACUACUCUUAAAUUGAGGGGUUUUGAUGAUGAAUUGGUGGAAGUAAAAAAAUACCAUUCUAAGGUGAGAGAAGAAUUGGUUGAUGAGGGUUAUCGCAUAUGGGGCAUUGUUGGAGAUCAAUGGAGCACUUUUGAUGGACUUCCUAUCCCAAACAGAACAUUCAAACUACCAAAUUCCAUUUACUACAAAGCAUAAGAAAAAUGCUUUUACCUUUAUCACCAUUACCACAACCUUUUGUCCCUUCAUCUAUGUCAAAACUUCUUACUCCAUUCUGAAACAAAAAAACAUGUUGGAAAUUGAUUGAUUGGUUUUA